AUGUUCAAUCAUACUGGAUUCUUCUGCUGUUUGCCUGAGCAAACAGGGUUCUGGACAGAUAGUCCCCAGGAUGCUGUUGGCUGCUCCGACGGGGCGCCCACCGAGCGCGGGGAGACAAUCCUGAACACGGAGAUUCAAACUUUCUCCUCGACUUCUUCAACCAGUACCGCCUCCACCGAAUCUACAUCUACAAGCGCGAUACCCGCCGCAACAACAACCUCAGCCUCCGACUCAUCGAACAGCUCUUCCUCGAGUAAUCAUGCUGGUGCCAUUGCAGGAGGCGUUGUUGGUGGCGUUGCUGGAGUCGCAUUGAUCGUUGCCCUUCUUUGGUACUUCUUCAUGCGUGGCCGAAAACAAUCUCAGCAACCGCCAGCUGGGGAAGAGGCCGUUCCCAUGGCUAGCGCUCAGAAUCCUCCCAAGCCCCCGACAGAACUGGAGGCCAGGAAAAUACAAUAUGAGCUAGAAAGCCGGGCGGACCAGCCAGUUCACGAAUUGCCAACCAACCACUACUGA
Messenger RNA from Aspergillus bombycis, 513 nucleotides. RefSeq lists its product as uncharacterized. Lineage: Eukaryota; Fungi; Ascomycota; Eurotiomycetes; Eurotiales; Aspergillaceae. Bases 1 to 513 code for a protein of 170 amino acids. The record is from RefSeq and is a predicted model, not a curated record. The transcript is spliced from 2 exons.